AUAUCUAAAAAAAAAAAAAAAAAGGAAAGAGAAUCCUCUACCCUCAUUUUGCAGAACCCUAAUUUCAUUCUAUGCUUCUCCUUUCCCAAUCUCUAGGGUUUAGUGGUUGACCCAGUUUCCUUCCUUCCUCCCUCCCUCUAAUGGGUGCCGUCGCCAUCAAUCGCAAGCGCACGGAGGAUUCUUUGAACUUCAAUCAACAAUCCCCAUCCCAAGCUUCGAAGAAGAAACGCAGAUUCUCCUUCGGAAUCGUCUCUCCAGACUCCAACAAGCCGUCUUCUUCCACAAUCUCGAGGAUCUCGAGGUAUCCCGAUGCAAAAGCUCCUCUCCGACGAGAGAUUCACGCCCCCAGCAGAGCCAGCCUCAGAUACGCUUUACCCAAGCCCAAGCCCAACGAUUACUCCUUCAAGAGGAGAGCUUUCGAUGCGUUGAGGUUCUUUACGAAAGAUAAAGAUGUUAUCGAUUUGGGCGAUGAAGAAGAAGAAGAGCCUGAGAUUGAGAUUGAGAUUGAGAUUGGAAAGGAAGCAGUUUGUGAAGAUUCAAGCGUUGAAGUUGUUGAGCCUCCUUCAAGUUCGAUGCUUGAUUCAAUGUCGUUAGUUAGACAAGAGGCUGCUUCGAGUCUUGAAGCCUAUAAGAAGCUUUUGCAGAGCGCAGAGAGGAGGAACUCAAAGUUGGAAGCUUUGGGGUUUGAGAUUUUGUUCAAUGAGAAGAGGUUGUCGCAGCUUCGUCAGUCUCGUCCUAAGCCUGUGGACAAGCCUCUCAAGAAGGUACCUGAUGAACCGUUUAUACCUCUCACAGAGGAGGAGGAGGCUGAAGUCUACAAUGCCUUUACUGGGAAAAAUAGAAGGAAAGUCUUGGUUACUCAUGCGAAUUCAAACAUUGAUAUUACUGGAGAAGUUCUACAAUGUCUUACACCAUCUGCAUGGUUAAACGAUGAGGUUAUCAAUGUCUAUCUCGAACUACUCAAAGAACGAGAAACUAGAGAGCCCAAAAAGUAUUUGAAGUGUCAUUUCUUCAAUACCUUUUUCUACAAAAAGCUGGUAAGCGACUCUGGUUAUAAUUAUAAAGCUGUUAGGAGAUGGACUACGCAGAGAAAGUUGGGAUAUGCUCUUAUUGACUGUGACAUGAUAUUUGUUCCCAUCCACAGGGGUGUGCAUUGGACCUUGGCAGUUAUUAACAUCAGGGAUCGCAAGUUCUUGUAUCUCGAUUCACUAAAUGGAGUUGAUUCCAAGAUUUUGAAUGCUCUGGCAAAAUAUUUGGGCGACGAAGCUAAGGAAAAAAGCGGAAAAGACAUUGAUGUUAGUUCGUGGGAUAUGGAAUUUGUUGAAGACCUUCCCCAACAACAAAAUGGGUAUGACUGUGGAAUGUUUAUGCUGAAGUACAUCGACUUUUUCAGUAGAGGGUUGGGUCUAUAUUUCAGCCAGGAACACAUGCCAUACUUCCGUCUAAGAACGGCUAAAGAGAUUCUGAGACUACGUGCUGACUGAAGUUGCUUUGGGCGCUUUUAUGCAUGUCAUACUUUAGGAGUGCUGUUUUAAUAUCCGUUGUUGAUUUGUUCAAGCUUUCUAAAUUUUAUACUCCUUUUAGGCAGUGAAAGUGAAGCAUUUAGCAGAGGAAAACAUUGAGCCAAGCCACGGAGCUCUUAGCCUUUUUUUUUUUUUUUUUUUUCUUUUUGUUGAAAUUGUAGAUGAAGCUGAUAUAAUGAAACCUUAGUUGUUUGUGAUGACCUGUGUCCUCUGUUUAAUGAGCAACACUAAAUUCACGUUUUCAUGUUACGGGUUAUAAAUUUUACAGCGAAUGAAGUCACAUUUGCGUAUUUAUAAUUUUUAUUUACAGUC
Molecule: messenger RNA, 1835 nt
Organism: Brassica napus (rape)
Lineage: Eukaryota; Viridiplantae; Streptophyta; Magnoliopsida; Brassicales; Brassicaceae
Product: ubiquitin-like-specific protease ESD4
Exons: 9
Coding region: 141-1484 (447 amino acids)
Biological process (GO): protein desumoylation
Cellular component (GO): nucleus
Molecular function (GO): deSUMOylase activity
Source: RefSeq, a predicted model, not a curated record